Messenger RNA from Archocentrus centrarchus (flier cichlid), 1694 nucleotides. RefSeq names its product V-set and transmembrane domain containing 4a (gene vstm4a). Gene Ontology annotation, cellular component: membrane. The coding region runs from base 131 to 1192 and encodes 353 amino acids. The transcript is spliced from 8 exons. NCBI's taxonomy places the organism in Eukaryota, Metazoa, Chordata, Actinopteri, Cichliformes, Cichlidae. The record is from RefSeq and is a predicted model, not a curated record.
AAAAGAGGAGAAGAGUUAAUGGUGGGUAAGGGCUCUGGUGGGUUGCGCAGUCAGGCUCUGUUUUGAAUGUAGCUGCUUGUGUAAGUUGUUGAGCAGUUGUCUGGGUUUAUGGAUUCACUGACUGUGGAAAAUGUACUUCUCUGUAGUGGUCCUUGUCCUGACUAAGGCUCUGGUCACAGAGGUAUGUCAUGCUCUCAAUGUGACAGUGACCCCUGGACCUGUUGUCUUGGUAACAGAGAACAACAACCUGACACUGUCCUGUCUGGUAUCUCAAAGAAGGAGGAACACCAGUGUCCUGAUUCUUCGCUGGUUCUUCUCUCCCCUAAUGGCUCCUACUCCCGUGCCUCCUGUCUCCUUUCCACCCACCUCUCCCCCUGUACUCAAACACUCCGAGUUUCUGAUCGUAAAGAUGGGCAUCAGGAAAAGGAAGCUGUAUGGGAACUACACCCACCGUUUCCCCCAACCAAAGUUUCAUCUGCACGAGGAAAUGGAGGGAGACGUGUACCAGUUGCGGAUUCUCAGUGUGACGGGGUUGGACCAGGGUUUUUACAGCUGUAAAGUUCAGGAGAUCCGCAAACACAGAAACACAUGGAGAAUAUCUUCCAAUGGUACCAGCACCACACAGCUGGCAGUGCACUUUACGCCCGAGGAUGGUAGCAGCGAAGGACUGUGGCUUUUAUUCGCAGAUGUGUAUCUGUGUGCUGUGGUGAUCUGCUCACUGGGCCUGCUGUCCAUCUUCCUAUUCACUCUUGUCCUAACCUGCCAAUACUUCCACAGAAGACACAGACUCAAAUCCAGUUACCCUCUGGUCAAAUGUCCAGAAAGCAGCUCAGGAGAGACUGUAACAAGCUCCAGUAGUUGCUCCAGUUCCUCCCCAAGUGCACAAAGGAAAGACACAAGACAGAAAACUGACCGAGCACAAACAGUAACACCACCUAAACUACCUGAAAAGAUUCCACUGCACAUACCAGCCAAAGUGCCCAUUGCUGCAAAGAGACCUCAAAAGCCCAGAAGGCUGAAGGCUCAGUCAAGGAGAUCUGCCACUCCUCGAGUAUCACACGAAGAGAGCCUGACAUACGCGGAGCUGGAGCUUGUGCGACCGAGGCAGGAGCCCCCAGCCGCCUCCAGCCCUGACCCCGCGCCCUCCAGCCCGGACACCGUCUAUGCUCAGAUCCUCUUCCAGGAGAAAUAGCUGUAAACAUGUCAGCUUGGUACCUCCUGCAGAGAUCCAGCUCUUCAAACUGAACUGUGUGAUAGCCAAAGGACUAUAUUUAUGAACUUAUAGUAUGACAUUUAGCACCCCCCCCCCCCCCCCCCCCCCCUCUUUUCAAUUUUUUUAUUUUUAUUUUGGAUGCAAGUAUGCCACAUCUGUGGGUAAAUAGGAGGUUUGUGUUUGCUCUGUGCAGUUCCAUUCCAGCACAGCAGCUUUAGGGUCUCAUAACUCUGUUUGUUUGUUGGCAUCUCUGGCCUGUGAGCCAGAUGUUUAUAGAAUGCUCUUACCAUUAACUGUUCUUUAUAAACUCAGGAGACUGUGUGGGAAGAAACUGUUGUACCGCAGUGUAAUAAGGCACUGUAAAGGUCAGCUUUUAAAUGCAUUUAUGAUUAUAGUGCUAAUAGAUCAUAUUAAGAGAUGCCAAAGAGUACUGUGUUUGAUUUAUAUAAAUACAGUUUUUAAAUACAGCUUUUCUUUAGAA